AUAUUAAUAGAAAAUAUUUCCCUCGAUUCACCGUUAUUUGUAUCCAAAUUCAAAGUGCAUUUAUAAAUGUAACGGAACAGCUCUGAUAACCGCCAAAGCCAAGUAAAUAGGGCAACACUGACGCGAACAUAUGCUUCUGACACCCUAACCAGCUGAUACCUCUUUCUGCUGCCAUCUGUGGGGGCAACGCGAGUAUCGUGUGUAAAAAUAAUUGUUAAUUUGUAAAUUAAAACGACGCCCGACAUGUUGGCUCGACGAAUGCAACUAUGGCGAUCAGCUAAUGCGGCCGCAACGCUGACAGCGACGACGCACCGACCAACCAAACAGAGCUUGGCCACCUCCAGGACAAAUCGACAUAUGCAUGUGGCUACUGGCGCCUGGAACUGGAACAAUCAAGUACAAUUACAGAGAAGUACGCCUCUAUUGCGGGCCUCCUACACAGUGCUCCCCCUAAAUGCCGCAACUGUGCGCUUCGCCAGCACCGAUGACGGCGCCGAUGGGGAAUUAAAUGCAGAGGUGCCCGAGUCAUUGCCCACCAAGGAGCUGGUCGACUUACCCAACAUACCGGACGCGCCAACACCGCCGCCCUUCGUUGACCCGCUCUCAUCCCAGGUGGAGGUUGUGGAGAAUUUAAAUGCGGCCGGUGAGGCAACGUUUGCAUCGAUCGGACUGGGCGGCUGGACGCCCGUUGGUCUUGUACAGAACUGCAUGGAGUUCCUGCACUGCACCUGGGAGUUGCCCUGGUGGGGAGCCAUUGCCAUUGGUACGCUCGUUGUCCGCACUAUUAUCUUUCCACUGGUAAUAGUGGCGCAACGCAACUCGGCGAAGAUGAACAACAACAUGCCGCAGAUGCAGUUGUUGCAACUGAAGAUGACCGAAGCGAGGCAGUCGGGCAAUGCUUUAGAGUCGGCGCGCUAUGCUCAGGAAAUGAUGCUGUUCAUGCGCGAGAAGGGCGUCAAUCCGCUCAAGAAUAUGGUUGUACCUUUGGCCCAAGCGCCGCUCUUCAUAUCCUUCUUCAUGGGUCUGCGCCAGAUGGCCAAUACGCCGGUGGCAUCGAUGCGAGAGGGUGGCCUGUGGUGGUUUACAGAUCUCACUGUGGCCGAUCCGCUCUUCCUGCUGCCGCUGAUAACCAGUGCAACCCUGUACCUGACCAUCGAGAUUGGCACGGACAGCGCCCGGUUGUCGGCGGCCAACAUGCAGACCAUGAAGUAUGUGCUCCGCGCGCUGCCCAUCGUCAUCUUUCCCUUCACCAUGAACUUCCCCGCCGCUAUAUUGACCUACUGGGCCUGCAGUAAUUUCAUCUCCCUGGGCCAGGUAGCGGUGCUACGCAUUCCGACCGUUAGGGACUACUUUAAGAUCGAAAAGAUGCUCGUCCACCAGCCCAGCGCACUGCCAGCCAAGAAGAAGGGCUUUGUGGGCGGCAUGAAGGAAUCUUGGGACAACAUGAAGAUCACCAAGGAGAUCGAGGAGCGUCAGCGUCUGGACGAGAUUCGCUUUGCGAAGGCUGGCAAAGGGCCGUUGGUAAAAACCUUCAAGCACGAUCCCACAAAGCCGCAGGUGACGGCCAGUUUAAAGGAUCAGAAUCAGGACCAGUCGAAAAAGUAGCCCCGUAGCCAAUGAUGGGCCCAGGGACUUCAGAGUGUGCCAGCGCUGUGUUUUGUUACCAUUUAUCUAGACUUAAGUUUUCUCCUCCACCCCACACAAAAGAUGUCUCUGCCGACUUUUUUUUAACGAUAAAGGAUAAUUUGUAUUGACUAGAGUCCUACACGGA
Messenger RNA from Scaptodrosophila lebanonensis, 1771 nucleotides. RefSeq names its product mitochondrial inner membrane protein OXA1L (gene OXA1L). The record is from RefSeq and is a predicted model, not a curated record. Gene Ontology annotation, biological process: mitochondrial respiratory chain complex IV assembly; protein insertion into mitochondrial inner membrane from matrix. The transcript has 3 exons. Bases 244 to 1605 code for a protein of 453 amino acids. Gene Ontology annotation, cellular component: mitochondrial inner membrane. NCBI's taxonomy places the organism in Eukaryota, Metazoa, Arthropoda, Insecta, Diptera, Drosophilidae. Gene Ontology annotation, molecular function: membrane insertase activity.